Postia placenta MAD-698-R-SB12 is the source of this 429-nucleotide messenger RNA. RefSeq lists its product as hypothetical. NCBI's taxonomy places the organism in Eukaryota, Fungi, Basidiomycota, Agaricomycetes, Polyporales, Adustoporiaceae. The transcript has 4 exons. The coding region runs from base 1 to 429 and encodes 142 amino acids. The record is from RefSeq and is a predicted model, not a curated record.
AUGUGGUCACUGCUGCUAUUGAGGCAGCUGUUCCUGGUGCUGCUCCUCCUGCUCUUGGGUCAGCAGCAGAGAUUGCACCAGACGCGGUCUGACGUUGUCUCACUGCACGCAUGCCUUGCCAAAGCUCACAGAAUCCUAGGGAAGAAAACCUUUGUAAAGGAAGUCGUAUAUAACUGGGCUAUUGGAGCAACAGAGAAACAGAUGGCAAGCAUGCGUCGGAAUGACGGUGCAAUGUUUACUGUAACGAAGGUUGUGGAUGGGUCGGAUAAUGACAGAGUGUGCAUUGGAUCGCACAUAGCGCUUACGGGGCUGGAUAUGAUCACUUAUAGUAACACGGUGCUUAAGGUGAGUAUUAGUGGAAGGAAUAUGAGAAGACGAUGCAACAGGGGCAGAGACAAUAGUGCGAGAAGGAUCAGGAUUGUUGUGUAG